This is a messenger RNA of Vairimorpha ceranae, 459 nucleotides long. Its product is annotated as transport protein particle complex subunit. Bases 1 to 459 code for a protein of 152 amino acids. The transcript has a single exon. Gene Ontology annotation, cellular component: TRAPPII protein complex; TRAPPIII protein complex; TRAPPI protein complex. The record is from RefSeq and is a predicted model, not a curated record. Lineage: Eukaryota; Fungi; Microsporidia; Nosematidae. Gene Ontology annotation, biological process: endoplasmic reticulum to Golgi vesicle-mediated transport.
AUGAAAGAAGAUAAUGAUUUUUUAAAAUAUGCAAUAUGUGCUUUAAUACAAGAUUUAAAGGAUAAUAAUGAAGACAUAGAACAGGAAAUGAAAAAGGUAGGACAUAUUUUAGGAAGAAUGGCAUUAGAACAUGACGAUUUCCAAAGGGAAUUGGAUUUGGAGAGUUUACUUUACAAAAUUACAUAUACAUUUUUAGAUAAAAUAUAUUCGACUUCUAGAAAAUUAGAAGUUUCUACUAAAAAUAGUAAAGAAUAUUAUAUUUUUGAACAUGAACCACUUUUUUCUCAGCACGUUUCUUUACCAGAAUCUUGGAAAGAUUUUUGUCCAGAAUCAAUAAUGUCAGGGGUAAUUGAAUACGCGCUGCUUGCAUCUGGAUUUGAAUGUGAAGUUAAUGGAUAUAUUAAACCUUGUAAAAAUAAUACUAAUACCGUAGUUUAUCAAAUUAAACUUAAUGAUUAG